This is a messenger RNA of Penicillium macrosclerotiorum, 189 nucleotides long. RefSeq lists its product as uncharacterized. The coding region runs from base 1 to 189 and encodes 62 amino acids. The transcript has 2 exons. NCBI's taxonomy places the organism in Eukaryota, Fungi, Ascomycota, Eurotiomycetes, Eurotiales, Aspergillaceae. The record is from RefSeq and is a predicted model, not a curated record.
AUGGAGAUUGAGGAUCCAAUAUCCGUUGACCUAAGUCUUGAGAACUCCACUAUUGCAACUUCUUCAUCAUAUGUCGCCUCUUUUACUACCGGUGACAACAUUGAGGGCACGGCUAUUAUUCGCUCGCGUGCGAACGAGCACGGCAUGACGAUGCGUAUCGCCAACUCCUCAACAUAUGUCACUCAGUGA